CGAUCACGCAUCAUUCGCAUUCAGGACUUCGCUGACUUCAGUGCAACCUACUAGUGCAGCAUCAUGAGGCACAUGCUCGUGGCCGCCAGUCUGGUGGCUCUCUUGGCCUUCGUCAAUGCCGAAGAAGCUAAGGCAGCAGAAAAAGAAGUGGCAGUGACCGAUAACAAGGAAGUUGCGUCAGACGACAAGAAGCACGAGAAGAGAGGAGUGUUCGACAUCGGACUCGGCUAUGGACACGGUGGACACGGUGGAUUCGGUGGUGGAUUCGACGGAGGUUUCGGAGGCGGCUACGGUGGCGGCUACGGCGGUCACGACACCCACUCCCACAAAACCAUCACUGUGGUCAAGAACGUCCCAGUCCCCUACCCAGUAGAGAAACACAUCCCCUACCCAGUAGAGAAGAAGGUUCCCGUGCCCGUCAAGGUGCACGUUCCCCAACCCUACCCCGUAGUCAAGCAUGUUCCUUACCCAGUCAAGGAGAUCGUGAAAGUACCAGUGCAUGUACCUCAACCCUACCCAGUUGAAAAGAAGGUGCCUUACCCCGUCCAUGUGCCAGUAGACAGGCCCGUCCCCGUCAAGGUGUACGUACCUCAGCCCUACCCCGUUGAGAAGAAGGUGCACGUGCCCGUCAAGGUCCAUGUCCCAGCUCCUUACCCAGUAGAAAAGAAGGUGCCCUACCCCGUAAAGGUACCCGUACAUGUGCCCGCUCCUUACCCAGUCUACAAGGAAGUGCCCUACCCAGUCAAGGUCCCCGUCGACAGGCCUUACCCUGUACAUAUUCCCAAGCCUGUGCCUUACCCAGUUGAGAAGCCCGUGCCCUACCCAGUAGAGAAACCCGUCCCUUACCCAGUGAAGGUCCCUGUCGACCGUCCCGUGCCUGUGCACGUUGAGAAACCCGUGCCCUACCCCGUGAAGGUGCCAGUACCAGCACCCUACCCCGUUGAGAAGCACAUCCCCUACCCCGUCGAGAAGCCCGUACCUUACCCCGUGAAAGUCCCCGUCGACAGGCCCUACCCUGUCCACAUCGAGAAACACGUGCCAGUCCACAUUGAGAAGCCAGUGCCGUACCCAGUGAAGGUACCAGUCCCCGUUGUUAUCGGUCACGGACACGGCCACGAAUAUGGUCAUCAUGAUAGCUACUAAGGCUGCAGGGAGCAGACGUUUGAAUGUGAUACAUAAAUAUAAGAUUAGCACUAAUACGAACGGGGGGCGUGUAAUACCCCUGCAUGGAUAGUGGUCGUAUUACCAGAUCCUAGGAACUCGUAUUCCACGACCCGCGAUCGAACGCACUGAACUAAAUACUCUAUUAGUCUACUUUUUGUUAUUUUUUUUUAAUCGGUUGAAGUUACGUUUGAGUUUAUGUACCUGUUAUUUUAAGACAAAAAUAAUAAAUGAAGUUUUGAAUUUCCUUUAACUUUGAAUGAACGAACUGAUUGUGAAAAUAAAUGGCCACGCCAAUUAUGAUAUUAUA
Messenger RNA from Spodoptera litura, 1471 nucleotides. It is a transcript of the gene CPG12, whose product is annotated as cuticular protein glycine-rich 12. The record is from RefSeq and is a predicted model, not a curated record. Lineage: Eukaryota; Metazoa; Arthropoda; Insecta; Lepidoptera; Noctuidae.